UGACGCGAUUCUGUCCGCGUUGGAGCGGGCGGGCCGCCGCCAGAGUCUCCGCGGCCGCCGUGUGACGUGGCACAGCCGAACACUUAACGCCGUGCCGGAGCCACCGCACCAGUUGCCGAGCAGCUCCGGGUCCCGCUGCGUCGCGUUCCCACGGCUCCGCCGACCCGCCGCCAGCGAGCCUGCUCUUCUGCCUUCCUCCGCCGCCCGGUUGAUCGGGAGCCGGGACCGAGAAGGCCCGAGGACGCAUCGGACCCCUCUCCUGACCGUCUCUCGUGCCACCGCCGCUAUGGGCCUCACCAUCUCCUCCCUCUUCUCUCGCCUCUUCGGCAAGAAGCAGAUGCGCAUUUUGAUGGUUGGAUUGGAUGCUGCUGGAAAGACGACAAUUCUGUAUAAACUGAAAUUAGGGGAGAUAGUCACCACCAUUCCUACCAUUGGUUUUAAUGUGGAAACAGUAGAGUAUAAAAACAUCUGUUUCACAGUAUGGGAUGUUGGUGGUCAAGAUAAAAUUAGGCCUCUCUGGAGGCAUUACUUCCAGAAUACCCAGGGUCUUAUUUUUGUGGUAGAUAGCAAUGAUCGUGAAAGAAUUCAAGAAGGAGCAGCUGUGCUGCAGAAAAUGCUUCUGGAAGAUGAGCUGCAGGACGCAGUGCUGCUGCUGUUUGCAAACAAACAGGAUUUGCCAAACGCUAUGGCCAUCAGCGAGAUGACGGAUAAGUUAGGUCUUCAGUCUCUCCGGAACAGAACAUGGUAUGUUCAAGCCACUUGUGCUACACAAGGAACUGGUCUGUAUGAGGGACUCGAUUGGCUGUCAAAUGAACUUUCAAAACGUUAAAUGAACCUGGAUAUCCAACCAAGGACAUGUUUGAUAGAAUUGAUCUAGACUUGUUACAACAAAAUUAGUUUGCAUCUUGGUUAUUAAAGAAUAUCUGAGACAGGUUUGGGCAGAAUAUUACAGCAUUUAAAACUUAUUUUGUUGCCAAUUAUUGUUUACCAAGCACAAUGUUGCUAUUUAGCAAUAUGCUUGGGUGUAAGAGAAAUU
Messenger RNA from Myodes glareolus (Bank vole), 1036 nucleotides. It is a transcript of the gene Arf4, whose product is annotated as ARF GTPase 4. Gene Ontology annotation, molecular function: GTP binding; GTPase activity. The record is from RefSeq and is a predicted model, not a curated record. Lineage: Eukaryota; Metazoa; Chordata; Mammalia; Rodentia; Cricetidae.